Messenger RNA from Engraulis encrasicolus (European anchovy), 824 nucleotides. Its product is annotated as histone H4. Gene Ontology annotation, molecular function: DNA binding; protein heterodimerization activity; structural constituent of chromatin. NCBI's taxonomy places the organism in Eukaryota, Metazoa, Chordata, Actinopteri, Clupeiformes, Engraulidae. The record is from RefSeq and is a predicted model, not a curated record. The transcript has a single exon. Gene Ontology annotation, biological process: nucleosome assembly. Bases 73 to 384 code for a protein of 103 amino acids. Gene Ontology annotation, cellular component: nucleosome.
UUUAUUAUAGGCUAAGUGUGCGUCCUUACCCACUAUCGUUUUCACUUCGCAAAUAACAGUAACAAGAGUAGAAUGUCUGGACGAGGCAAAGGCGGGAAAGGUCUUGGAAAGGGUGGCGCGAAGCGUCAUCGCAAAGUUCUUCGCGACAACAUCCAGGGCAUCACCAAGCCUGCAAUCAGGCGCCUGGCUCGCCGUGGUGGUGUGAAGCGAAUCUCCGGGCUCAUCUAUGAGGAGACCCGUGGUGUACUGAAGGUGUUUCUUGAGAACGUGAUCCGUGAUGCCGUCACCUACACCGAACAUGCGAAGAGAAAGACCGUCACUGCUAUGGAUGUCGUCUAUGCUCUGAAGCGACAGGGUCGUACUCUGUACGGCUUUGGCGGUUAGGUCUUCCCCGUCACCGGUUUAACCAAAGGCUCUUUUAAGAGCCGCCCAAGUUUUCUGCAAAGGCAACAUUUUCUCAAACAGGCCUAUUCGUCGCCAUGGCAUAUCAGUUACGCGUCAUUCAUUUAUCGUAAUAGUAUAAUAUUGAACGGGUGUAUGGCUAUUUCAAACUUUUGGGAUUCACAUUCUGGAUUAAGAAAUGCAUUAAUGCUGAAAAUUGACGUUUCCAUAUGAGACGGCUUUCCUGGUCAAAGAAGGCACUCUGAAUCUUCUGCCAGAAGGAAGUAGAUCAAAACAAGGAUGGAGUGGGUGGUUGACGCUACUUUUACGCAUUCGGUAGCCGGUUUCCUGGAGACAUGUCUCCAUGUAUCCUCGAGAACAGAAAACGGUGUGCAAUGUUUAUCCUUUAUUACCAUGCUAUAAAACCACAUAAAUAAAUUGAA